UUUUUAAGAAAUUCUCAUUUACAGAGGAAGUCAAUGGAUUCCAGGAUUCCACACAGCAUAACUGUGGUACCAAAUUCAGUUAUGGUGCAGCCUCUACUAGAUGGUCGUGUUCCAUAUGGGAGAUUACAACAUCCACUCACUAUCUUGCCUAUUGAUCAGAUGAAGACCACUCAUCUUGAAAAUGAUUACAUUGACAACCCGGCUCUUAGUCAGCUGGCCAAUCAAAAGCUCAGCAGGGGCUCACAUGAGCCUUUGCUCGUCAAUCAACAUUUGCAGAGAUGUGAAGCUGAUAUUACACACCCUUGGAUAUCUUUCAGUGGGCGACCCAGCUCAAUUAGCAGUAGCAGUAGCACCUCUUCAGAUCAGAGACUCUUGGACCACAUGGCCCCACCUCCUGUGGUUGAUCAGUCUCCACCUAGGGCAGUAAGGAUACAGCCUAAAGUAAUUAAUUGUAAGCCUCAGGAUGUUAAAGGACCCUUGAAUCAAGAAUUGGACAAGCACUUUUUACUUUGUGAGGCCUGUGGCAGAUGUAAAUGCAAAGACUGUACAACUCCUCGGACCUUACCAUCUUGCUGGAUUUGCAACCAGGGAUGUCUGUGUUCUGCACAAAAUUUGGUCAACUAUUCAACUUGCAUGUGUCUAGUCAAGGGAGUUUUUUACCACUGCACCAACGAAGACGAUGAAGGCUCCUGCGCAGAUCAUCCAUGUUCUUGCUCUCACUCCAACUGUUGUGCUCGCUGGUCUUUCAUGAGUGCCUUGUCAUUGGUCCUCCCAUGCUUGCUCUGCUAUCUUCCUGCUACUGGCUGCUGUGUGAAACUUUCUCAGAAAUGUUAUGACCAAGCGAGCCGACCCGGGUGCCGGUGCAAAAACACAAACAGUGUCAUGUGCAAAGCAGCGGACGCAGUCAGCAGACCAGAAAAGCCAUUUUGA
Molecule: messenger RNA, 930 nt
Organism: Staurois parvus
Lineage: Eukaryota; Metazoa; Chordata; Amphibia; Anura; Ranidae
Source: the annotation of a GenBank genome assembly